AUGAUCGCGACCAACAUGAUCAAGGAUGUGCGAGUCCCUCUCAAGUCGGGUGGAGCAACUACAUGUCGAGGAUGUCAACAAGGGAAAAUGGUCCAAAAACCAUUUCCAAGCAACCGAGACAAGCGCAGCUACGAUACGUUUGAGCUGCUUCAUCUGGACAUCUGCGGGCCCAUGGAAAAGGAUUCGCUCGGUGGCAGCAAAUAUUUGCUGCUGAUCAUCGACGAAGCCAGUGGAUGCAUGAAGGGCUUUUGUCUACGAGUGAAGUCCGAGAGUGAAGACUACAUCCGGAAAUAUAUCACCAUGGUACAGACGCAAUUCUUUAAGAAGGUCAAGUUCGUGCGACACGACGGAGCUCGCGAGUUUGCAACCAACUUGCUUCAACUGUUCUACGAAGACGAAGGCAUUGAACAGCAGACAACGGUGCCGUAUGCACGUCAAACAAACGGAACAGCAGAGCGUGCCAUUAGGACUAUUGUCACGAUCGGCUGCAGCAUGCUUCAUCAUGCCAAACUGGACAAGUGUUUCUGGGCCGAAGCAGCGAUGACGACCAUCUACGUCAAGAAUCGACUGCCGUCACCUAAAGUCGUGCACAAGACCCCGUUUGAGAUCGUCUACAACUUGAAACCAAGCGUCAAGCACAUGCGAACAUUCGGGUGUCAGACAUACAUACUGACGCCUAAAGAGAAUCGACUCAAGUGGGAUCCAAAGGCUCGCGCUGGCAUAUUCGUGGGCUACGAAUAA
This is a messenger RNA of Peronospora matthiolae, 741 nucleotides long. The record is from the annotation of a GenBank genome assembly. Lineage: Eukaryota; Oomycota; Peronosporomycetes; Peronosporales; Peronosporaceae.